AUGGAGCAAGAGCAUCCUCUAGCCUGGUCAGAUAUGACCAACCCGGGCGAUGACGAAUUCUCCAACUUCCUCGAGUUUGGCAUGCAGUUCCCUGAUGUGGAGGGGCAUGGGCCAAGUGACCCUCACGCUUCCCGGCCUCUUGCCCACCCGGCCUCCAUGUCGAUGCCCGCCACAACAGCACCUGCGCAGGAGCAAUUGGUCCGCAUGGAUACCGAUACUGUUACCACCCAGUCGCCGUCGUACGCCCACCUCAUGAACAAUGAUUUCUCUCUCGACCUCUCCAACCAUGGGCAGCAGGUCCAGCCGCAUCCCUCGUCAUACUCGAAUGCCCCAGUCACCCCGGCAUUCUACGCGCACAAGCCCCCGCAGCCCCAGUACUUUCACCCUCAACAGCAGCACCAACCGAUGCAGGAACAGUCACACCAGAUGUCCCACCACUCGCACCCGACGACACAGGCUUACGUUCCUCAUGGUCAGACUGUGAUACCACCCACCCCUAACAGUAUCGAGCUCCAGGGAAGUGCCGCUACGCACUCUCACCGGACUGAUGACGGUCAUGAGAUGUACGAGCGGUUCACUCGAAUGAAUGACGAACAGGCCCUUUACACCCCCCUGGUCUCACCUGCCAUGACCCCAUUGGAAAGUCAAUUCCGCUUCCCUGAAUACACCAUCCCUGGAGAGUACUUCACCCCUCUCACCUCGCCGGCUCUCGAAGCUCACACUUCCAAUCCCACUGGUUACCCCUUCCACACCGGCCAAAUCUCUGAAAUUGGAUUCGUGCCCUCCCCAGCCGAUAAUGCACUCCCAAUGUCGUCAGCCCCCUCCUCGCCGGGUCUGAUGCGGAAACAUCGGCGCCAGCCUUCAAACACCAAGUCCUUCUCCGCUCGCGCUAAAAAGCAACAAUCGCCUUCAGUUCGGCCCCAGGCACGGAAAAAAUCACUUUUGAACAUCAACUCGGAUGAGGUCUUGAAUAGUCUAAGCCAGGACCAGGGAAGUAGCAAAUCGCGCAGCUCCGGUGGUAGUGGUCUCCGCUACGGGAGUAACGAGAGCUCUGGGCAGGAUUCCGUCUCUCCAGAGCCUCUAUCUGAACCAUUGAUGCCGCCACCUGCUCUUCCUCCGUCCCGCAAGUCUCCCGCGAUUGCCCCCCAGACUACUCAGGUGUCGCAAGCCAAUGAACCCGCAACCCCGGCUUUGCUGAUGCGCAUCCAACAGUCCCCACACAGCAACGCCUCUACUGGUCCGAUGGCAACUGUGUCCAGGCCUGCUCCCUCUGAGCCACAUGACGAUAUUAUGGAAGAUGUUGUCCUUCCAGAAUCAGCUACCUCAUAUGGAUCAGUCUCGAGACCUCCAGUGAGCCGCAUUGACACCACGGUACGGGCGGACUCGACCUCUUCAACUACUACGCCAGGAAGCGCUACCCCUGCCAUGGAGCCCAAGUCUGCCCCAGUGGUCAACAGACCUUCCAAUUCUAUCGCACCCAGCCCCCGUUCUUUGGCCAUGCCCUCCCCUAGCGGACCGGUGCCCAAGAAGUCUGAUACUCCGAAAUUAGGGCCUCUAGGCCGAAAGCGGCAGAGUCUCAGCUCGUCUCAGCCUAGCCCUAAUCUACGUCCCAAGAUAAGCCCCAGUAUACAACCAUUGGUGCGCGGUGAUGGAGGGAUUACAAGCGAAACUUCAGCCCUGUACCUUGCGUCAAAGUCGAACUAUCAGCAUAUCCUAGAUGGCACUCUUUUGCCUGGCGUCUCCUACCCUGAAACCUUGGCCGAGAAUCUGAGCUCAAAGCGGACAAAUCAUAAACUCGCAGAACAGGGACGGAGGAAUCGCAUCAACAAUGCGCUCAAAGAGAUUGAGACCCUUAUCCCGGCAUCAUUCGUUCAGAUAAAGCAUGCUAAAGAAGCUGCAAUCUGCAACGCCAAGGGAGGGGAAAAAGAGAAGGAGAAGGAGAAGGAGAAGGAAAAGGCUGGAAACCAACCUAUCAGCAAGGCCAGCACUGUGGAGAUGGCUAUUGAUUAUAUCAAAGCAUUACAACAGGAACUGGAAGAAACAAAGGGCAAAUUAGCAGCCGCUGAAGAGCGCCUGGGGGAAGGAAAGGGGCCGGCAAAGCGUGAUGACAACACGACGAACCCUGAAAACGGGAAAGAAGCAAAUGCCGUUGAUACGGAAUCGGCAGCCACCAGUGUCGAGAUAGGCCCCUCUCCAUAG
Molecule: messenger RNA, 2199 nt
Organism: Aspergillus tubingensis
Lineage: Eukaryota; Fungi; Ascomycota; Eurotiomycetes; Eurotiales; Aspergillaceae
Product: phosphate-sensing transcription factor PHO4
Exons: 3
Coding region: 1-2199 (732 amino acids)
Molecular function (GO): protein dimerization activity
Source: RefSeq, a predicted model, not a curated record